Messenger RNA from Pectinophora gossypiella (pink bollworm), 702 nucleotides. It is a transcript of the gene RpS9, whose product is annotated as 40S ribosomal protein S9. The transcript is spliced from 4 exons. Gene Ontology annotation, molecular function: structural constituent of ribosome; rRNA binding. Gene Ontology annotation, biological process: positive regulation of translational fidelity; translation. Gene Ontology annotation, cellular component: cytosolic small ribosomal subunit. Bases 92 to 676 code for a protein of 194 amino acids. The record is from RefSeq and is a predicted model, not a curated record. NCBI's taxonomy places the organism in Eukaryota, Metazoa, Arthropoda, Insecta, Lepidoptera, Gelechiidae.
CAACUUAAAAAAAAGUUUGUUGUCUUUGGUUCAAGAUUGACAGAUUCUUUUCUUUUCCCGGCGGGCCGUGUAACAGACCGAGCUCGCCAAAAUGGUGAACAACCGAGUGCCCUCGGUCUUCUCAAAGACCUAUGUAACUCCGCGUCGGCCUUUCGAGAAGGCGCGUCUCGACCAGGAGUUGAAGAUCAUCGGAGAAUAUGGUCUCCGCAACAAGCGUGAGGUGUGGAGGGUUAAGUACACGCUCGCCCGCAUCCGUAAGGCUGCCCGUGAACUGCUGACCCUCGAAGAGAAGGAUCCCAAGAGACUGUUUGAAGGCAAUGCCCUGCUCCGUCGUCUCGUGAGGAUCGGAGUGCUGGACGAGAAACAGAUGAAGCUUGAUUACGUGCUUGGUCUUAAAAUUGAAGACUUCUUGGAGCGCCGUCUGCAGACCCAGGUCUUCAAAGCUGGUCUCGCCAAGUCCAUCCAUCAUGCCCGCAUCCUGAUCAGGCAGAGACAUAUCCGCGUCCGCAAGCAGGUGGUGAACAUCCCCUCAUUCAUUGUCCGCCUGGACUCUGGCAAGCACAUUGACUUCUCCCUGAAGUCUCCGUUCGGCGGCGGCCGCCCUGGCCGCGUCAAGAGGAAGAACCUCCGCAAGGGACAGUCUGGCGGCGGCGGUAACGACGAAGAAGAAGAUUAAACCAAUAAACUUAUGUUUAUAAGCUA